Messenger RNA from Amoebophrya sp. A25, 2918 nucleotides. NCBI's taxonomy places the organism in Eukaryota, Dinophyceae, Syndiniales, Amoebophryaceae. The record is from the annotation of a GenBank genome assembly.
GUCUGCUAGGCGCCGAUGUUUCAAGAUUCUGAGCGUUGUUGCGAGAGAUUUAGCUUUUUACUAAAUUUUUCCGGACAACAAAGAAUUCAUGCGAAGAUUUUCACUUGAUUGAUGAGCCAAAAGCCACUUGAACAAAAUGACGGCACUCUCUAGGUAUCAGAAAAUGCUGGCAUGCUCUACGUCACCUGCUUCUUCUUCUAGUUGCAGGCUUGGCGCCACAAGCUGCCCUAUGGUGCAAAAGCAUACGAAUACAUUGGGGCAGACGCAUGCAAGAAGCCUUCUCGACCAACACAAGAUGACGAACUCUUCGUGUCCAAUCCAAAGCCAGAUCAAUCCGACACCACAUCUUCAACAAAAACGUUUCGUGACAACUGACGGUCCGUUUCGGCAUCGGCGUGGUAAUUUCGUGCCCAAGCGCAAGCACUACGAUCGAGUCCUAUGCCACGCAGACGUUCCGACCUUGGUCAGCACGGCUAAACAUUAAGGAAUAAUUGUUUCUUACAAGAACUCUGAGGAUUAUUAGCUGUCUGAGAAGUAGUUUAAACAAUAAGAGUGUACUGACGAACCGGAGAUCGUGCUCAACUAAGCCAGCCUCCUCAUUUGGUUUAGUUUGUCAGCCAACUACGAUUACGUGUAACUUCUCCGAGGACAAACUCUCCGACAUUCUCUCUUCAAACUGAAAAAACUCUAACUCAUAUAUAAACUCAAAAAAACUCAAACUCAAAAAACUCUAAGAACAAGUCCUGGCCGCACCAAAGAACGACCCAUUCGUCAGGCGUUCUACCGCCAGGGCCUUUUGGACGGUGUACUCGGAACGGUUUAGGCGCUGUCUCCACCUCUGCAGCAUACGGGAGAUUCAUUUGGUGUUGAAGUUAUGCGGUUCAUAGUUCGUUAAUCUAUUUACUAUUGCGAUGGAUGCCUGCAGAUCAGGUACAUUACAGUUAGAAGAUCUUGACAUCUUCCAGCACUGUUCUCCUUGCUUCAAGGCCUACUUACUAUUGCGACUAAAAUGAGAUAGAAGUACCUAUGAGCGCGAAUGUUGGUGAACUGCAACGUGCUACAUACAUACAGUUACAGACAUACAUACAUACAUACAUACACGCAUACACACAUACAUACGCACAUACCUAUGAAAGGCAUCCACGAGGACAUUAGGCUUAGUACAACAUAAAAUGGCUUGUUCUUGUUGUAGUACUGAGACAUUAUCGAGAGCAACGAGUGUCAAGAAGAUGCGUUGUAAGCUGAACAGCACUUGUUCUCUGUCCACAUCACUUGUUCUCUUUCCACAUCAAAAACAGCCUAGUCCCUGCUUCCUCUAACGGCCGCAUUCCACGUCUCUCGUGUCGGCCAUGAUGCCGUGUUUGCCGCUGCUGCUACACACUUGGCUAAUUUUCGGAUGGCUUCUGUUUUCGAGUAUGCAAACCCAAAUGCGAAUUUGCGACAUGCUGGUAGUCUUGUGUCACCCUCAGCCAACUUUCAAGAGAGGAGGAAGAACAGUUGGCCACCUUUCGUCGUGUACGAUCUGAUGAGAAUAUACGCAAAGAGAGCUAUUGUAGUUGGUGGAGGUGGUGGUGGGAGAGCAGAACGAGUAGAUGGUGGUGGUGGUGGUGCUUUGGAUGAAGAAAGUAGUAUUAGAACAAGCGGGGAUCAUUGUUCUACUUCUAAUUCAUGUACUAGUAGUGAGAGUUGUGAAGAGAAUGGGGGAGAUGGAGCAGGAUCUUCCAGCACGUCAUCAGGUGUUGGAGAAGGAUCCAGCACCAGCAGAAUCAAGAACGUCCAUUAUCAAACUUUUGUCCGACAGCUAGCAGAGCAACUUUUGUACUCAGGCCUAAGCGGUAGUCCGGUUCGACACGUCUUAGGCAUGUUAGCAGUCCUUAAGGAGACUGAGAAUGUUACACUAGGGGAGACGGCGCCACCGAUUGGCUUGUUGAACCGAUUUGCUGACAAAGUUGCUUCAGAAUUCCAGUCCUUUGACGAGUUGAGGACUUUGCUCAGGUUCUUAAAAGAGGACUUCAAAGUACUAGACAGAACAACAUCAGGGUUGGCUGCUUCUACCGAUGUUGGAGAACAAGGCCAUCUCCAAGAAAGAACAGCAACUUCAUCAUCAUCAUCAUCAUCAUCAUCAUCAUCAUCAUCAUCUAGGAGUAGUUUCAUACUAGACUCGAUCUUGGGGCCCCGUCUUGCUGGAUUAACGACUGUACAAGGCAAAGGCUCUGGUGAAGAGAGCUUUUCCAGUGGCAUUCCUGACAGCAGACGAGAAGCAGGCGAACAGUAUUUGACAGCGGAAAGAGUUAUGAGAUUUCGAGAUGAAGAUGCGUGUAGAGUAGAUGUUUCUUCGUUGCUAGAUGAUACUUUUUCCCCCAAGAAAACGAUAGAAAUCAGGUACACAACUGAAACUCUUUCUUUUCUUCUCUCACCCUUCCACCGCCCCUGAUGUUCAUACACCUCUGGCCACUACUCCGUUGCUUUUUAGACGUCGACGUCGAGCCGCCUGUGGCUUUUUUAGAAAGUGUACGGCCACUCUUCGAGGCUGAGCUUGCUCUUCUAGGAAGUGCUAAAGUGCAGGCGAUACGACAGGUCUAUGCACAGGCUGGUUUGUCCUUUGGAGGAGAGGGGUACUUUCCUCCAGUAGAAGAGGAAGUGGAGCAGGAAGUAACAGCAGCAACAGCAAGUUAAAAAGUGGGAAGGGCAACAGAUAAUGACGAUCACUGCGCUAUAACCAAGAGGAUCAGAUCAUGACGCUACAACAGUGUAAUAAUAAUCUUCGACUUCGACAACAUAUAAAGACAGCCGUACCUGAGCUGGGCUCUCGCAGGGUGAUAGUACAAUUUUGCGCCGCAAUCGUCAUGACAUUUUGGCACCUAGAAGGAUGAAUCCAAAUUUUUUUGCAGCGGUAGUUGUUCCCUUGCUCUUCCCGG